Linum trigynum is the source of this 3514-nucleotide messenger RNA. NCBI's taxonomy places the organism in Eukaryota, Viridiplantae, Streptophyta, Magnoliopsida, Malpighiales, Linaceae. The record is from the annotation of a GenBank genome assembly.
AUUCAAUACUUGUCUGAAACUUCCUCCCAUUUCUAAAACUAGGACAUCUAUCAACUUCUCCCCAUUUCUAAAAUAAACACAUCCAUCAUGAGUUCCUCAGAUUUCUCAUCGCCUGGAGGAGAAGAAGAGAUGGAAGAGUUAUUAUGUUUCACUACCAUCGUUUGGCUUUAAUCGGGCGGAGGCUUGAGGAAACUUUAUCCUCACGUCAUCGUUCAACAAGUCGCACUUAAAUUGAUCGUGAAAUGGUCCCUCAUUCCUAGUGCAUGCAAUCAAUUGAUCCAAUCAUACUAGUGAAUCUGCGUUAUGAGGCUUUACGAAGUAGGAUCCUUAAAUCAGCAAGAGUUGGUGCACGAAGGUAUGUCGGCUCGUACAUCCCCACUAUGGCUCUGCAAAACUUCCUGAAGACUUCCAGUACAGUGCUCUGACACAUACACACGUAGUCAUCAAGUUGAUCAACUGGAGAGUCAUAAGCUAGCAUGUGCAGUGCACUAGUAAGCUUUUGCUCCGACAAUAGGUCUAAGUGACCAACGACAUCACUCUUUCGUGCAAAAGAGGGAUCAUAUCUCACAAUGUCACCCAUUAUGCGAUUGAAUAGUCGUGGUUUCAUCCAAAAAUGCCUUCUUAAUAUGCAGGCAUCGUAUGUUGGAUUUGGAUUGAAGUCAUCCUGCAUAAGAUGGUCAUGACCUGGGACCCUUUCACGAUCAAUGAAGUGCGACUUGUUGAACGACGAGGUGAGGAUGAAGUUUUCCUCAAGCCUCCGCUCGAUUAAAGCCAAACAAUGAUAGUGAAACAGAUUCAACUCUGUCAUCUCUUCUUCUCCUCCAGACGAUGAGAAAUCUAAGGAACUCAUUAAUGGAUGUGUUUGUUUUAGAAAUGGUGAGAAGUUGAUAGAUGUGUGUGUGUUUUAGAAAUGGGAGGAAGUUUCAGACCAGUAUUGAAUGGAUGACCAAUGAGGGAUUUGUAUUUAUGGACGAACAUAUCCAAAUGUGUCUUACCUAACAUUCAUACCUAACAUGUGCUACCUAACUGCCUUCCCUACCGGUCAUAUCCUAAUGGUAACAUCUAACGGUCAUAUCUAACGGGCAUUAAAUUUUCUAUAUAUUCAGACAUCCUCUACACUCUCUACAAUUCAUUCUUACUGAAGUGCACCAUCCUUCCUAUCAUCUUUCAUUAUCUAAAAACCAAAUAAUGACUAGUAAGAGAGGAGAGGUUGGAAAGCGGAGGAAGAUAAGAACUUGUGCAAUUCUUGAGUCACGAUAUCAGAAGAUGGAGUUGUAGGCGUCAAUCAAAUUUUUGGGAUAGAGUGGACAUGCAAUUUCAAUUGAACGGUCCAAACACAACUCGUACUAUCAAAAGCAUGGUUAAUCGAAUGUGUAUCAUCAGCAAAUUGUGCAAGUGUGGAGUUUAGCUAUCCAAAGGGCAGAGAGGAAUCAACAAGAUGUGGUAUGAAUUCUCUAACACCAUCAUUGUUAUUUUCUAACUCAUUCAUUAGUAUGUGUGUUAUAUUUUCUAACUCAUUUUCCAACUCAUUCAUUAGUACGUAUAAGAGUAUAUGAAUAGCUGGAUAAAGUGAGACUUGCGCCUAGGGUUGGACUCUUAAUCAUUGUUGGCGGAUCUUGAAAAAAUGUCAAAAAUUUCAUACCCUGAUAACAAUGUCGUCUUCCAUUCAUCCCAUGAGUCAAGCUUCACAGCAAAGCCGCAAGAGUCAAGGUUCUAAUGGUUCUCCAAUGGGUCGUGGUUAUCAAUCAACCCCACUGACAGACCUCAAUGACAUAGCAAGAGACGAAGAAACUCCACCCUUCGUCAUAUCUCACCCUGCUAGAAGCGACAAACAGAAAGUUGCUAAGAAGAAAGGAAAGAGGGUUGUUGAGUCAUCAGAGAGCUACACUGCUCAAUUGCUGGACUGUGGAAGUGAGUUGAAGCAGAGGCAAGCUUCGAGGGAGGGAAUUCAAAGAAAAAAAAAUCGAAGCGUGAAGAAAAAAGUGGGAUCUUGAGAAAAGGGAGAGGGAAGAAAAGUGGGAACUUGAGAAAAGAGAGAGGGAAGAAAAGUCGGAAAACAUUGAUCUUCUUGAAAGGGACUUGUCGAAGUUGACACGAAGAAAAAGAAAGUAUUGGAGAAAUAACAAAACGUGCUUUUAGGGUAUGAUCAAGAUGAUCCCAAUUGUGUUCCCAACCAUUUAUCCAACGCAAGUUAGACUGGAGGAGGAGAUGGAAGUGGAGGAGGAGAUUACGAGAAUUAUUAUUCUCUUAUGGGCGAUUAUUGACAUAUUAUGUGUUUUAUCUUUAUCAUUUCAAGUGCGGUGUGUAAUCUUGAACCUUUAUUAUUUUCCAGUGGUGUGUGUAAUCUUUAACCUUUAUCAUUAUCAAGUGUUGUGUGUAACCUCUGAGUUGUAUCAUUUGAAUUCUUAUGUGAACUCUUUCAGCUUUAUCGUUAUUAAGUGUUGUGUGUAAAGAAAAAUUAGAUCAAUCAUUUUUUGCCAAAAAAAAUUGUCUCGGAACUUGGGAAAAUUCUACAUGAAAUUUUGUAUUAAAAAUAAUGACAAACUAUACAAAAAUUUACAUGGCCUUAAUUCGCCACGUUAGAGUUGGAAAUUCGCCAUUAAUGACGACAUCACAAAACUUUGGGACUCCAUUGGAGUCAGCCUAAUGGAAUAAUGUGUCACCUUCCCAAGGAAAAUAGAAUGGAUUGGCAACUAGCACAUUUUCACAAUCCACUGCUUGUUGCAAAUCAUGGAAACUUCAGAGGCUCGGACUAAACUAAAAAGUGAAUUGUCGUCGUAAUAUACUAGUAGCAUAGUUUUGUUUUGGUUUGUAAUUUGGUAAACUGAAGUUUUUCGACGAUUCUAGCGAUUGUUGGUUAGAACGAGUUGAAUAAUACGACGACAAUUACAGGUUAAAAAACGAAGUCCUUUUCUUUUUCUCCUCUAUGUUUUUUAAUGAUAUACUAGAUAUGUCUUCAUGCUUGUGCUUUGUGGCGAGUGAAAGAUAGCAUUGUAAAUAUGUCGUAUGAAAGAGUUAGUAAAAUAUAACUCAUACGAAAUAACUUUAAGAACGACAAGAAAAACAUUAAAAUAUUAUGGUGAGGUUUGUAAUAAUUUGCUAUCGCUGGCCAUUGAAGUUAUGAAUUAGAAAAAGACGAUCUACAUAUUUGGAGCUAGAAAAUUUUUAAAUUUAUGAAGUUCGAGCAUUUAAAAUGGAAAAGAACAAAGAGAAAAAUGACGGACGAAUAUAGCAUCUGGUUCUAUUGGUUCUGGUGCCACUUUCGCCAUUUUAACAGAGAACUAGAAAGAGAUGACUAAAAAUGUCAAACCAAAUUUGAACAAAUUGAUUGAUUUCAGCACCAAAAGUCCAAAACAACAAAAAAUAUACAUACUAAGCUAUGUAAAAUUAGGAUUAAAAAAAAAAUGGAAAAAGAUGUAAGAAUGAAAAAUAAACUAAUUAAACAUAAAAGUAAAAGUAAAAGGAUAUAAUUAAAAGAACUCACAUAACCAUAUAACAAAUGACCUUGAAGUUA